GGUUAUAUACCUACUAAGUCUGUGGAGGUUAUAAAUAAAAUAAUUAACCGUUGUAGUUGUAAAUAACUGCUCACUUUCCUCUUUUAUAUGUAUUUAUUGUUGGCAGAAAAAUGAGUGAUUGUAAAAAAUGUGGAACUAUUCCUGGAACAAUACUACUAAGACAAAAAGAUUUAUAUUGCACAAAUUGCUUUCUCGCCAAUGUUAAUCAUAAAUUUCGUGCAUGUAUUGGAAAAAAUAGAAUUUUGAGCCACAAAAAACAAAUUGAAAAUGUGUUAAUUUGUUUAUCUGGAGGACCCGGAUCCGCUGUUAUGUCGGAUUUAGUCUGUAAUGCAGUUACUUUAAAUAAUCACAAAAAAUUAGGGCUUACGCCAAUAUUUUUUCACAUAAUCUCAAGUUCAGAUGACAUGAAUGUAGCUCGAUCAAUUAUUACAGCAUGUAAUAAAAAGAAGCAUGAUAUUUAUCUGUGUCAUAUUUCAGAAUACUUAUUGGCAAAAAAAAACAAGCCAAUAAUGAAUGACAUACCUAUUAUAAAUAAGGAGGCAGAUACAAAAUUCAGAAAUCUUUUAAAUGAUAUGUCAAGCUCGACUAAAAAUGAUUACUUAAUUAAAAUAAAACGAGAAUUGUUCAUCUGGUAUGCUAAGGAGUUAUUAUGCAAUAUUAUUUUCACAGCUGAGACAUCAUCAACACUGGCUGUAAAUUUAAUUUCUAAUUUGAGUUUAGGACGAGGUUCUCAAGUUCAACAUGAUAUUGGCUUUUGUGACAGCAGGAAUGAUAUUAAAAUAUUAAGACCAUUAAAAGAAAUUACAUUUGAAGAGCUUCAGCACUAUAUAAACAUUAACAAACUAGAACUACUUAAAGAAAAAGCAGUACAUGGAAAUAGUUUACAGUCAGUGAUCAAACUGUUUGUUCAUGAUUUACAAGAUAAUUAUCAAUCAACCAUUUCAACGAUAUGUAAAACUGCUGAAAAGAUUGGUAUUCAAGAUGACAAUAAUCAUACAAAUAAAUGCUCAAUGUGUGAGAGUUGUCUCAGUGACACUGAAUAUAAUUUGUCUGCAUUAGAAGCCACUAAUUAUUCAAGAACAGUAUCAAUUGAUCAAGAAAAAGCAAAAUGUUUAAAUAACCCUAUAGAUCAACACUCCAUGUUUCCACAUGUUAAAAAAUAUCUCUGCUAUACCUGUAGUAAAAACUAUUUGGAAAUAGAUCCAGCUACUUUGCCAGUGCAUUUUAAGCAUUUGACAUGAAUAGAAGUAACGAGAAAUAAAAUGAGGU
Diatraea saccharalis (sugarcane borer) is the source of this 1269-nucleotide messenger RNA. NCBI's taxonomy places the organism in Eukaryota, Metazoa, Arthropoda, Insecta, Lepidoptera, Crambidae. The record is from the annotation of a GenBank genome assembly.